AUGCCGAAUUACGUGAAAUUUAUGAAAGAAAUUCUUUCCAAGAAGAGGCGUUUGGGUGAAUUUGAGACGGUGGCACUUACAAAAGAAUGUGGCCUGAUCUCUCAAAGCACUCUACCACCAAAAUUAAAGGACCCAGGAAGUUUCACAAUCCCAUGUUCGAUUGGCAACACUUAUUUUGAUAAAACCUUGUGUGAUUUGGGUGCAAGCGUAAAUUUGAUGCCAAUGUCUAUUUUUAAGCAGCUAGGUAUUGGUGAAGCUAGGCCGACUAUAGUCACCCUUCAACUUGCCGAUCGAUCAUUUGUUCAUCCGGAGGGAAAAAUUGAAGAUAUGCUGGUGCGUGUUGAUAAAUUCAUCUUUCUGGUGAAUUUUGUCAUCUUGGAUUACGGAGCAGAGAAGGAGGUGCCCAUUAUUUUGGGUAGACCAUUUCUAGCUACUAGAAAGACAUUGAUUGAUGUGCAAAAAGGUGUGUUAGAUGUUCUUGUUUUGAAAAAACUUAACAAGAAUGCUUAUGAGGAAAUAGAGGAUGAGGAUAUAACAAAUGCUGCAUUGGAAGUUGAACAAGUUGAUGAAGAUUCUCAAGCAUUACUGGGAGAAUGA
Morus notabilis is the source of this 597-nucleotide messenger RNA. RefSeq lists its product as uncharacterized. The coding region runs from base 1 to 597 and encodes 198 amino acids. NCBI's taxonomy places the organism in Eukaryota, Viridiplantae, Streptophyta, Magnoliopsida, Rosales, Moraceae. The transcript is spliced from 2 exons. The record is from RefSeq and is a predicted model, not a curated record.